This is a messenger RNA of Vanderwaltozyma polyspora DSM 70294, 2208 nucleotides long. RefSeq names its product Sls1p (gene SLS1). Bases 1 to 2208 code for a protein of 735 amino acids. The transcript has a single exon. Gene Ontology annotation, cellular component: mitochondrial inner membrane. The record is from RefSeq and is a predicted model, not a curated record. Lineage: Eukaryota; Fungi; Ascomycota; Saccharomycetes; Saccharomycetales; Saccharomycetaceae.
AUGCUUAUUCGUGGAGUUAUUCCAUCUCGAAUUAUUAGCACUUUAAGAUUUAAUAAUGGUAUUCGAAUUUAUUAUUCUACCGGUAGUGAAAGUAAUGCUGAUGGAUUGGCAGGAUCUGAUACUUUAAAACAAAGUGAUUCUACUUUGGAGACAACUUGCGAUCCGGUGAUAGAGGCUAUGAUCUCAAAGACAAGAGGUAAGAAGAGAAAACCAUCUAAGGCUUCAUUCGUCGUUUUAAAUCCAACACAAGCAGGUUUACUGAGGAAAAGACAUAUACCAUCUGAAUUCUCUAAGAAGAAUGGCGAGAAACUUUCCAUUUUAGAAGGCAUCGAAUUAGACAAAGAUAUGCCAUCUACCAAAAUAGCCACUCGUGACAAUGAUAUUGGGGACAAAUCAGAGACCAGCAAGAUUUUAAAUGAGAUCGAAAACAGUAGAAAACGAUUAUUGGUAUUUGCAAGUACUGCUUCUCAAGGUGAAGCUGCAAAAUCAAUUAAUUAUCAGAAACCUACGGUCAAAAAGAUGUCCCAGGAAAGAUAUGAUCAACUGAAGUACCUUUUGGAUACUGGUUAUACAGUUCCACAAUUAAGAGCAUAUACCAAAAAAUACUAUAAUGAUAGCAACAAUAAACUUGUGAAACAUGACUUAAUUAAAAAAGUCUUGAAUGAUUAUUGGGGUUGUAUUGUUACAAAGAAUGUUAAAGAAGCUGAUGAUGUGAUUAUAGAAAGAAUCAUUGACAUUAGCACUAGGGAUAUGUAUUUAUUAUUAUUAACAAAUAAUGGUAAAAUCAUGCAUAAUUUGGCUCGUAUUGGUGCGACUUUAGCGGUAGUAUUGGAUGAAAACAAAAUUAUUGUAAGGGGUACCUCUGCCAUUAUAAAAUAUGUUGAAGUGUCUCUAAAUAAAAUUUUGCAAAAUGUGGUUACAGAAACAAUGCCUAUAUCGGAUAUAAUACAAUUUCAUACUGCAAAAGGAGCAAAACUUAUGACUUAUGAUGAAACUAGAGAUCUUACAGGGCUAAUUCAAAGAGUUAGUGGUGCCUUUUUUGAGAAAGUACCUUCUGAAAAUAACCAGGACAGUAUUGAUUACACACUUGCUUCAUUAGGUAGGAAGAGGAUAGAAGACGCUAAAAAAUUAUUUCUAUGGGCAAUGAAUUAUGAAUGUCAAUUACAAGAAAAAUUUGGAAAUUGUACCGAUCCAUCUUUAAUUUAUAAGAACUAUCCAUAUACUUCUAACGAAUGUCUUGAUUGGAUAAAUAGAAGUAAAGAAUGGUAUAGAGUCCAAAGUGUACAAGCGGUAAAUACUAUACCAGAUGAACCAAAUACAGAUACUCGCUUACAUUUGGAAAAUGAAACUAUUGAAACAUAUAGAAACUUCCUGAAUGGACAAGAAUCUAGUGAUCUAAAUACCAAAAUGAUGAAGCUUUCUUCAAAACUUUUACAGAAUAAAACAAACAGUAUCACGUUGGGUCAAAUUCUAAGGGAAAAUAAUGUGGAUAAAUAUAACUCAUAUAUGUUCCAACCUAGAAUUCCUCAAAUCACAAGUAAGUUAUUGCAAUUACCACUGUUUGAUAAUGUAACUCCUGAAAAUGACUUAUACUCAAUUGAUCAACAUGAUUAUUAUGUUCAAAUGAAGUUUAUUCCAAACUUAUCUUCCAUAUCUGAUGAAUCAUUCAACGCCCCACCGUUGGAAAUCUGGUGUGAAUUAGACGAUAAUGACAAUGCUAUUUUGACAUCUGCGCAAUGUAUCUUAUUAAUGGAACAGAAAAGAUUAUUUUUAGAAUCGGGGCAUCUUCCCCACGAUUAUAGAAUUGACCGUGACACCACUGUAAACUUGACAGAAUCAUUUGAACUUAAUCAAGAAAACUGGCUAAAUGAUCAACCAGGUUUAAAAGAAUUUUUUAGGAAGGCAAAAUUAAAGUUUGGACAAGGUGGUAAAGUUGAAGUUCCAGGCCAAGUUAAAUUAAGUUUGCCAAUGGUUAAUUCAAAUGGUAUCGACAAAGUAGUUGAUGUUAAUUACGAUUACAUCAACAUUACCUACAGAAGAGUUUUAAGAUUGAAAUAUAUGGAUAAAUAUCUUGUUCAAUUUUCUGAUAUCAACGGUGGUUCACGUGGUGGUAGAUAUACUCAAGUUGAUUUUGUUGGUGAUGGUAGUGAAUUAGAUUCAACAGAAAACCUAAGAAAUUUCAUCACAGAUAUAUCCAGUAACUUUUGA